GAAAGGCCAUCGUUUGGUUUUUGUUGAUUUUGAAAGUUACACAAGCAAGAGAGAUGAGGUUUUACAACAAGGACGGUUUCGCAACUGUACUCAAGGCUUCAUGCUGACAUUCUUCACUCACUUCCACCGGUUAACGUUACACCUGUGGCAACAGAGCUUUCUUUCAAGGGAUUAUUACAGAAAUAUAUCACAAACAUUCAAUCUGGAAAUCAUUUGACAUACUCGUACACGCCUUCUCUCUUUCGACCAUAACCGUGAAAGAAACACGCUUUUUUUUCGCGUUUCACAAUCCUCUUUGAGUGAUGUGGCCAGAAAUUAUUGGGAGUAUACCGGUUUACUAACGUGAUUGUCUCGGUCGUCGCAAACAUUAGCCUACAGACAUCAGGCUCCGGUGCGUUUAUACCGCUUAUAUUGGGGACAAGUGUGGCCAGUGAGGUUUUCUUUUAUUUCAGCCAUGGAGUUGAGUUCAGUGAUAUUAACCACCGGGAGCUCCGUCGGAUUUUUCAGACUCGUCAACGUUGUGGUCAGAAAACUGCCCAUGCCUGAAUCUGCCUGCAGGAAUGCAUGGAAAUGGAGAAAUAUAUCUACAUCAUUCAUGCACAGUUUUAUCACUGCGAUAUGGGCAGUGCUUUGCUUCUUCCUUCACCCACAGAUGGCUGAAGAUUUGAUAGCAACUCACUCUGUGUUUUCUCAUGCUUUGGUGUCUUUUUCUAUCGGUUACUUCAUCAAUGACUUCCUCGACAUGGUGGUGAACCAGAAGCUGAGUCAGUCCUGGGAGCUUCUCUUUCAUCACAUUGUGGUGAUCACCUGUUUCGGCCUCUCUGUGCUGACUUGCCGCUACGUGGGCUUUGCUGUGGUGGCUCUGCUGGUAGAGAUAAACUCAGUGUUCCUCCACCUCAGGCAAUUGCUGCGAAUGGCCAGCAAUGCCACAGGCACGCUGUACCGGGUCAACAGCAUCAUCAACCUGGGCACAUACGUGGUGUUCCGUAUCAACACGCUGGCCUGGAUGACCCGCUGGCUGGUGCUCAACAGGGACAACGUGCCCCUCCUGGCCUACACACUGGGCAGCGUGGGUAUGGCCAUCAUGACAGCCAUGAAUAUUAUCCUGUUUUGUCGCCUACUCAGGAGUGACUUUUUGAAGAGCAGCACUCGGGAGAGCAAGAAAGAGAAGGAGAUGUAGAAAGGAGGGAGAUGAAGGGACACAAAUUCGCUGAACCACAAAUUCAUAAUUCAUAAACAAACUCGUUACUUUAUGUUAACGACCUGUGGCUGAGAUUUGGUACCGUUUUGCUUGUGUGUAAUAUACUCAAAGCUGGGAGAUGAAGAGAUCUUUUUUUAUCUCUCAUACUGUACAGGUACAUGAAUACAAGUUGUAAUCAACUAGCCUUACAUCAAAAACAGAUCACACACAGACAUGUCACAUUAUGUUGUGGUUUUAACUUUAGGCUUGUGUGUGGUCCCAUCAUCCUAAAGUGCCAUUAGUGGCUCACUAAUAGUAGAUGGAGGAUUUCUCAUAUGAACAAUGGAAGGCCUUGUAAAAUGACACCAAGCGCCUUAUUUCCCACAGGGUGUUUCAGCUAAAUCUGUUAUAAAUGUAGCUUACGGUAAUGAAACCUCUUAUAACUUAUACAUAUUUCCAUAGAAAACAUAGGAAACAUGUAAAAAAUAUCUUAAGAAUAAUCUUUUUAUUUAUAUAUAUUAUAUUAAACCGUUGUGGGUUAUAUAAAAUCUCACGUAACGGAAUCAAAUCCCUCUUGUUGUUUAACACGACCACUGCAGAGGUGAUUAUAUCUUUUUUUCUUUAACAAAUCUCAACUAAAAACUGCGUGCUACCUCAAAAGGGUUGUAUCAAUUCUUUGCCUCACUCUUACACAAGCUCCAUCAUAACAGGCUUUACAUUCAUUGUAAAUAUAAUUCUUAAAUCAGCUUGUUCCACUCAGAUCUGAUUGGCAAAUGGCACUGGUCGUUGUGAUGGUAGAUAUUGCAGGAACAACAGAAAAUCCAAAGCCUAUUCAUGAAUUGCAAGCCAUCACCAGUGACAUCAGUGGCCAGCAGCAGUCAAUGACAGAGGUUGUCAGACAGCUCAGCUGGCUGCUGUAUUUGUCAGAAACUCGGAACCUGUGAAAUAACAGGAACACAAAACAAGCUAAUUGACAUAGAUAUAGAUAUUGCUGCAGUACAAACUGGCAUUCAUGUUUUCUUUCUGUGGUCCGUGAUGGUUUAUAGUCUGCAGUAGGAGCUGAAGAAGUUGUUAUUCUUCAUUUGGCCUUUGGAGGACAGCACACUCCUCAACAACACCUCAGUAAUCUCAUCACUGACUAGAACACUAGAGAUGUCUUUAUUUCUUAACAUCUUUGUAGAGCUCUGCUUUUUAAUUUCCACCGGGAGAUACAGAGAAACAAACAGGUCUGAGAUCUGUGAAUACAGCAAACUGUUAUACACACGGCUGCUCCAAGGCUGACUACUUUUACCACUCACAUCAUAGCAUUACUGUCCUUAUAUGCCAUGAAAAUAAUUGGUGCUAUCAAUGUUUGUUAAGUUGUUGCUUUUUGUGUAUAAUCAUACCUCUUGGGAUAAAAUUGUGUAGAUUUGUAAUUUAUUUGUACUACAAAGAAGUUAUAGACUAAAGAUAAAAUGAACACAAUGUUCAAUGAAUGUCCCUGUUAUUAAAAAUACAUGUAUAGUGAAGCUGAUAUAAUUGCGUAUGUCGUGGUCUUAUAUUUACAUUACCAAAUGUCGACAAGGGGAAGCUCCUAGUCCUCUCAGCUUCAAAGUGUUUAAAGCCCUUGAUACUGGCUGUCGAAGCACAUUACAAACACAGUGAGAGUAGACACGAACAUACUAUUCUGAAACAUAAGACACAAAUUGUGCAAACUGAAACUCUUUGUCCACAUUAAAAUCAAGACAUCACUGCACUAAAGAAACGGCACUGUUUGGGAGGGAGACUGUUAAAUUUGGUUUUAUUGUUGUCGUGGCUGAUUCCCCAAUUUUAGGAUCAUUAGUAACUCCUUUGAAUUUUUAUUGUGAAUGUAGAUUUGCUUUUUUUUCUCUCCAAUUCUUUACAUUUUUUAGUGCAUAUUGACUUUGUGGUUGUAGUGAUGACAAUUGAAGUUCUUUCUAACAAGUAAGCUUACAUAUUUGUGAUUGUGUUGUAUAAGGAUGUUAUGUUAUUGGAAUUAUACAUUAUGUUGCCGUGUCCUGCUCUUUUUGCUAUAUAUAUAUAUGGCUUCAAACUAUGAUUGUCCUGAGGCCACAGGGUUAUUCUAUAUUUAUGGGUAGUGGACACAAGGAAAGCUGCAAAGUCAAGUUGCCACACUGCCUCACAUUUUUCAACAUACACAGUAAAUGUGGUGGCUAACUGCAUUGAUCUCACAGAAUGAGGAAAUACCAGCUCCUUUAUCACAACCAACACGUACAGUAAUAUCAGUUUUACAUCCUUGCUUGUUCAUUUAUAGGUUUCCUUUUUUUGUGGGGGUUGGUGAAAUAUUGUCUAUUGUUAACUAUGAAAAAAUGAAAUUCAAAACAACAGUGAAGACUACUGACACUGUGCAGCAUGUCAAAGACUCAAAAACCCUUCAUUAAGGGGAAAAUCAUGGAAUACUGAAGGAACCGACCCCAACUGAGGUCGUAAAAGCAAAAUCAUCUGCUUUCUCGGAGCAUCAAACUGUCACAUUUAACAGAAUUAUGCCUUCAAGUGUAAAUAGAAGUUUUAUUAUUUCAUGUUUUGGAAGAUUGUUUUGUAAUCAAAACUCAAAAUUAUGUUUAUAUAUUAACAUUUGCUUAAUGUGAAAAUAAAGAUCAAAAGAACAA
Sander lucioperca (pikeperch) is the source of this 3810-nucleotide messenger RNA. RefSeq names its product TLC domain containing 2 (gene tlcd2). The coding region runs from base 455 to 1180 and encodes 241 amino acids. The record is from RefSeq and is a predicted model, not a curated record. The transcript is spliced from 6 exons. Gene Ontology annotation, cellular component: plasma membrane. NCBI's taxonomy places the organism in Eukaryota, Metazoa, Chordata, Actinopteri, Perciformes, Percidae. Gene Ontology annotation, biological process: regulation of membrane lipid distribution; plasma membrane organization; phospholipid homeostasis.